Molecule: messenger RNA, 2565 nt
Organism: Drepanopeziza brunnea f. sp. 'multigermtubi' MB_m1
Lineage: Eukaryota; Fungi; Ascomycota; Leotiomycetes; Helotiales; Drepanopezizaceae
Source: RefSeq, a predicted model, not a curated record
AUGUUUCAUCAACAACACUCACUUCGCGUUUGCUUUCUUCUCUCACUGUCUUUACUCCUACUCCCGGUCCAUGGAUUCUUUCCCACCACUUGGCGCGAGAAUGUCUUCGGCGAUGGCGGCACCUCCCACGUCGCCAUGACGGAACGAGCCUUUGAAAACCGGGCCAAAGCCUACUUUCCCACCCUCAGCAAGAUCACCAAGCAGAUGAAAUCGGCUCGCGACGAAAUGACCAAAGCCAAUGCCAAAGUCGACGACAUCGAAAAUCUUGCGUCCUACCACUGCGACGGCGAAAGUUUCGACGAGGCCCAAGUGCGUAUCCAGGAAAAGAAGAAGGCCGCUAUAGCUGCCCUCCAAGCCAAUAGCCCCCUGACAGCCGUCGCUCGGGACAACAUUGGGCAAGCACUUCACACGAUCCAGGACUUUUACUCCCACAGCAACUGGGCCGAGUUGGGAAACCGGGAAACCAAUCUGGAUCUCAUCCGUGGCACCAACAUGAGCGAGUACGUUGCGACCUUUGAAGAACGGACGUGUGUCGAUUGCAAGAAGGUGGCACGACCUUCAGACUCGCACUCGAUCAAGCCGCUCGCAUGUGGAGGCUUUAAUUGCAGCGAAAACACCAAUGGCUUUUGGAAGGUGACCAGCGGGUACCACCAUAAUGAAGAUCGCCCUCUCAACGGUGUUCCGAUCCCUGAUUAUAAGUGCCACCACGGUGGACCAACCGACAAUCCAGCCGGGCCCGCCAUCGGCAUUCUGACCGGUACGAAUCCAGGCAUCAACAAGGACAGCUUGAGUUGUCACUGGUCUCCCCAUUCCGACUUGCACACGCCUGCCGCGACCUUGGCCACAGCGGCCACCGAGCAGUUCUUCGACGACAUUAGAGACGCUCUCAAUUCGGAUAGGCUGCUGCGUCUCCUCUUUGGAGUCCCCAGUGUGGCAUUCGCGAUUGACACCUCGGCCAACAUGGCCAGCGUCAUCGACACCGUUCGUGACCAAGCCAUCGAAGCUGCCGCAUCCCUCGUCGGUACCGAAAACGAGCCUGGACUCUACAUCGUCUCGCCAUACAACGACCAAACCACGGGUCCCCUGACGGUAACGACCGAAUUUCGGGUUUUCGAGUCUGCCAUCAGAAACCUCACCACGGCCAACGGCCUCCAAUGUCCCCCGCUUUCUGUCAAGGGCAUAAUGAACGCCAUGGAUUUCAUGGACCAAGGAUCCACCCUCAUGAUCUUCACCGACGCAUCGGUUAAAGAAGCCAAUCAAUGGGUCUCCAUGACGGCCGACGCGAGGAUGAGACGGAUUGAGAUAUCCGUCUUCAAGUUCGAUACUGGUUGCGAGGGUGGCGGCAAAAGCUGGUUCGGGAAACGGGAAGUCGAGCAGGCCGACACGGUAUACCGCGAGAUCUCUGCGGCGACUGGCGGUCAGUACCACGCGGGCACCUCGUGCGAUGCUUCCAAGGUCUCUGCGCACAUCAAGAACACCCUCUCGGCCAAUUCAGUCAGCAUUCUGCGUGUUGCAAGCUCGCUGACAGCAGGACCCGAGACUUUCAACGUCCCCGUUGACUCUUACACCACCAGCCUGAGCAUCACUCUCCUGGCUGCCGAGUUUAAUCUGACCGUGAGCCAGCCCGACGGUACUGCGCUGACCCCCGACUCGGCGGGAGUGACAUGGACCACGUUCUCCUCCAGCAUAACCAUCACCGUCGCCACGCCCACGCCCGGAACAUACCUGGUUGGCGUUGUUGGCGUUGGUUCGUACGCCUUGAGCUGCAACGGCGUCUCGGAGCUCCACCUCAACUCUUUCCAGUUCGCCAGUAUCGGCGGCCGCGCCAGCCAUACGGGAUGGUUCCCCCUGAGCGGACCUCCCCCACACAACCAGAAGAUCGGCGCCAUGGCCCAGAUGUCCGAAGAAGCCACGAGCGCGAAUUUCACCUUCCGCGCUCCGUCGUCCGCCCUUCUGGGCACGGCGUGUUUGGAAGCCGGAAAUGGCGAGGUGGGCUAUCCUGCCACCAACGAGUUCUUCGCGAUCCUCACGGUCCCGGACCAAAACUUCCUGGUCUAUGUCACGGGCAAGGACGACCAGGGAUUCCCGUACCAGCGCGUGUUCGGGGCCCCCGUCGCCCCCAUUCUGGCGACCCAGCCGUACCCUCUGUCCUGGAAGGAGGCUUCCAAACUGCGGGACAACGCGAACCGGCCUCACAAAGUGACGACGACGGCGAGCCGAUGGAGCAACGACACCACGCCGAGGACAGCCACGUCGCCCACCCACCCUUCCUCGACCGCGGCCAUGGAGGUCUACGCGCCCGUCCCCACGGAUGGGUACCCGCCGGCUGCUGGAGUUCCCUCUCCCGAAACGAUUCCUUCUCCCGUGGCACCUCCGCCUCACGCUCCUUACGCGGCGCCGUCGCUCACCGCGCCCCCCGCGGGAAACGCCACCUCGCCCAGGCCCGGCUCCCCGACCCACAGUCAGAUCUACGUGACGGCGUCGGGCAACCGGCAGUUCACCCCUCUCAUCAUCGGCCACGUGACGCUGGCUCUGGCUUCCGUCGGCUUGAUCCUCGCCCUGUAA